UGGUUGUGUCAAAUAUGACUCGCUCACUGGGAAGCUCCAACUCAUCGGGCCUGUGUGACGUCUCCUCACAAUGUUUGCCUCCAUUGACUCUCCUCUUUCAUGCAUGGAAGUUCUGACCUAUCGGGUCUGUGCAACUUCUCCUUACAACGUGUUCGUUGACUCUUCUAUGCUAUGGAGAACCCGUGCUCAUCUAGGUAUUAUGUGUCUCCAAGCCUCAUUUGAAUUGGGUCCCAUGGUCUAUCAUGGAGAAAUCCUCCGCACAUUCAAGAUCUCCGUCAGAGAAUUACCGGAUCACAGCGAAAGGUCUCAUCCCAUAGUGUUUCAACCAAAGCAGGAGGACGUCGUAUCCGCUUGUACUUCACUGUUCAUGACGGUGAAGCAGCGACUUUCUGACCAGAACGAUGGCGGUGUUCUUUGUUCCCUUACUACCCUUACAUCUUGCGAUAUGGAUGGAUUAGCAGUAAGGACGGAUGCCGGACAUCCAUUGUUCAAUCUAGCCACAGCAAAGUUUACCAGUUGCAAAGCUAACGGAAGAUACCUCGACCUCGAUGUACCUAUCUCUCUUUUUCAAGACGCACUUGAUUUGCGUCCCACUGGUCAUCCAGACCGACCCACGACCCAACUCCAUCUCGCCAUUUAUCUUCUCUCUCGCUUUGCGAAGCGGGGAUUUCAAACAGAUGCCAGCAUGGGUGAAGAGUUACUGAGCGAUGUGCUUGAUGUCUACCACGCCGAUAGCCAAUUUUACAGAGCAGCUUUGAUUGCACUCAACACAUCCGCUGCGCAUGGAUGCAUGGAUGCAAAUGAUCUUCAGCAGGAGCGGUCUGCCACAUCCAUACUUCCGUUGUCGCCGAAUCAACUUGCUCGUCGAGCAGAGUGGUGUUUGCAGAGAGAUGAACCACGCAAUCUGGCUGUAAUGCUGCACACUCGCUUCGAGCGUCGAGGCAAUGACAAAGACUUGGAUCAAGCCAUCGCACUUCAAACGGAAAGGCUGGCCUUGUGCCCGUACCUUGCGACUCAACUCUCCUCCCGCUUUCACUACCGAGGCAACGACGAAGACUUGGAUGAGGUUAUCACACGUCACAGGGAAAUGCUGACCUUGCGCCCGGUCGGUCACACAGAUCGGUCCUCGUCAUUAUAUAACCUCGCGAAUCUCCUCUCCUUGCGCUUUGAUCGCCGAGGCAACGACGAAGACUUGGAUCAGGCUAGCGCACUUCACAGGGAAGCGCUGGCCUUGCUCCCGCUCAGUCACACAGAUCGGUCCAAGGAAGCGCUGGCCUUGGUCCCUGUUGGUCACACAGGCAACGACGAAGACUUGGAUGAGGCUAUCGCACUUCACAGGGAAGCGCUGGCCUUGUGCCCUGUCGGUCACACAUAUCGGCCCUCGUCAUUAAAUAACCUUGCGAAUCUCCUCUCCUUGCGCUUUGACCGCCGAGGCAAUGACGAAGACUUGGAUGAGGCUAUCGCACUUGACAGGGAAGCGCUGGCUUUGCGCCCUGUCGGUCACACAGAUCAGUCCGGAUCAUUAAAUGACCUCGCGAAUAUACUCUACUCCCGCUUUGACCACCGAGGCAACCGAGAAGACCCUGACGAGUCACUAGAGAACCUACGCUGUGCAUUAACUCUAUUGACGCAACAUGAUCCUCGUCAAUUACUUGUCCAUAAGGCGCUAGCUAGGGUCUACCUAUCAUUCCAUCUUUCAGGGCCUGACGGCACCGGCGCAGGCGAAGAUACGGAGUGUCUGAAUGUUGCCAUGCAUCAUUUCAAGGAAGCAGCAAAUGUUGUCUCUGGAGGCUUGCUAUCCCGCCUGCAAACAAGUCUACUUUGGGUUCACCUGCCUCAUUACGCAGCCCAGCAGUGGUUCUAUUGCAUCCAACUGGACAAUUUGCUUCACAGGUCGGGCUAUCAGCCGUCCUGCUCUGUGACACGACCAGUAUCCUAG
Molecule: messenger RNA, 1939 nt
Organism: Suillus plorans
Lineage: Eukaryota; Fungi; Basidiomycota; Agaricomycetes; Boletales; Suillaceae
Exons: 10
Coding region: 71-1939 (622 amino acids)
Molecular function (GO): protein binding
Source: RefSeq, a predicted model, not a curated record